AUGGCGACCACCCUCCCCCCUCGUCCACUCCCCCUGUCCUCUGCCCCGCCAUCUCAUCCGCCUCGCCCUCUGCCCCCCCUUGUCCACCCCUCGCCUGCCGUCUCGCCCUCUUCCUCACUGUCUCGCCUCUCGUCCGUCCGCCCCUUACACCCUUGUUCAUUGAUGCAUCCCCCGUCCACCCCUCGCUCGCCCUCGGCCCUCUGCCUCAUCUCUCCCUCUGCCUGGCGUCUCUCCCACCUCGCUACCUCGCCCUCUGCCCUGCCCUCUCGCCUUCAUCCUCGCCUUCUCACCCCUUUCACCCCUUUCACCCACAUCGCCCUUUCGCCACCUCACCCUCGCCCUCUUUCGCCCUCACCCUCUUUCGCCCAUUCACCCCUACCCUUUUGCCCUUGCCCUUUUGCCCUCACCCUCGUCCUCAUCCUCGUCCUUGCCCUCUCGCCCUCUCGCCCCUGGUCCACCCCUGGUCCACCCCACCGUCCAUCUUGCCUGCCUUGCCCUCUGCCCCGCUGCCGUCCAUUUGCCCUCCCAUUUGCCCUUAACGACUGGUCGAAGAGGCCCAAGGGAAGCUGA
Cyclocybe aegerita is the source of this 570-nucleotide messenger RNA. The record is from the annotation of a GenBank genome assembly. Lineage: Eukaryota; Fungi; Basidiomycota; Agaricomycetes; Agaricales; Hemipholiotaceae.